AAUACCGCAUUCUCCCUCUAUACAAAAUACCGUGAGGCGUGAGUCCGUCCAGUUGUGUGGGUUCGGGGCUCCGAUUGUAGACCCGGAUUAUGGCUUCUCCGGAGUUGCAUGCGAAAGACGAUUCUCCUCUGCGUCUUCCCGUUUGGGGCGUGGAUUCGAUAUUCGGGAUAUCCGAAACGUCGUCGUCCGACGGGUUUAGCACGUCGUUCGGGUCGGAGCUGGGCUCCACCGGAACCGAAACAGAGAGCGAGGAUGGCGGAGGUGGAGAAGACUAUGACGAUUUCAUCGCUGAGUUGGCUCGGCAGAUGGCGGAUUACAUGCUUCAGGAUGAGGAUGAAAGCUUUGAAGAUGACAAUGGAGUUCAAGUUCCGCCGGAAUAUUUCCCCAAAUUCAUGCAGCCUUGCGGAUGCGGAUACGAAGGAAAAUGGUGCAAUUGCAAUGCGAGCUCGGUGUGUUAUUAUGAUAACAAGGAGCUUUUGGAAUCGGACUCUGUAACUGCAAAUCAAACCGCCUUCAUGUUCAACGAUUCCACUCGGCCAAUCGAAGUGUACAGAUUGAAGAACCAACCGUCCGUCAUAAAACAGGGGCACAAUUCGGCUUCGCGGGGAAGACGAGCCAAGGCGGGCGAGUUAACUCAGCAGAGAAAAACACUCACUGAAUCACAACUCGAACACAAAGAUGCGCCGCCGCCGCAGAAGCAGAAGUACGGGUCAAAAAAGGGCCACAGAAGAGGCGGAGGAAAGGCGAAUCCGAUUAAAACCGGGUCGGGUAUGCAGGCGAUCUUCCUCGGGCGGUCCGGGCACAGGAAUGAUUCCCAUAGUGGUGGGACAGGCGUUUUCUUGCCCCGUGGAACCAACCAACACCCAACUGAACCCAAAAAAAAAUCUGGAUGUUCGACUGUUUUAAUACCAGUGAGGGUAUUACAAGCUCUGCAACUUCACUUCAACCACAUGGAUGCUUCGUCGUCGCGGUCAAAUAUAUGCACUCCUAAUCACCUCGAUCACGAUAGCAAGACACGAGAUUUGCUUUCAGAAGGACUGCGCCAGGCAACAGAUAUCCAACUCCAACCGACAAACGAAAUGAACACCCACGAGAUGCAGUUGCCACAAGAAUGGACCUAUUGAUGAUGUCAUUGAAUUUUCGGAGCAGUCAAUUAAAAAAAAUGGAAUCUUUAGUUAAGGUAUAUAUCUUGGGAAAAUUUAAUAAAUAAAUAAAAUUAGUGAGGUUGAAAAGGACGUUGCUUUCUUCAUUUCCUCAUUAAGAUGAGUGUGGUUGUGUUCUUCCUCCUCUGUAAAUUAAUAAUGUUAUGGGAGGGUUGGCAUAUGAUAUGUGCAUAUAGUGAUGCAUGUCUCUUUGUAUAAAAUAAGGAUUAGAUUCAAAGAUUCUGAUUGAAUGAAUAACAAUAAAGUUAUGCCUAUUCAUGAAUCUUU
Molecule: messenger RNA, 1430 nt
Organism: Ipomoea triloba (trilobed morning glory)
Lineage: Eukaryota; Viridiplantae; Streptophyta; Magnoliopsida; Solanales; Convolvulaceae
Exons: 5
Coding region: 90-1124 (344 amino acids)
Source: RefSeq, a predicted model, not a curated record